CCUCCUGCUCUGCUUCAUCUCGUUAGUCUGACCAACUUGUCUUUAGAGUCAAAUCUUUUAGAAGGCAAUAUCCCAAGAGAUAUUGGGAAAGCAAAAUCCUUAAAAUUCUUGAACCUUAGGCAGAAUAGGUUCAGUGGUCCCAUCCCCUUUCAAAUUGGUCGUCUUUCUAUGCUCAUGGAGUUCUAUAUUGACCACAACCUCAUCAGUGGAGAGAUACCUUCCGAGCUUGGCAACUUAACAAAUCUAUUGGCCUUGGAUCUCAGCCAUAAUUUUCUUACAGGAAAUAAGGGAUUAUAUGAUCACCAUCUUAGGAACAGAGGGUUGAGGCGUGUUAAAAUUAUUCUUCCCACCACCAUCUCUGUUUUCUUGGUACUUUUGGCUUUGUUGUUGCUUUCUGGAAGAAUACAUAAGGCUAAAAGUAGGGAAGCAUAUGCUAGUCCAACAAAAAAGGGGGAUAUAUUCUCAAUAUGGAACUUUGAUGGAAGGAUUGCAUAUGAAGAUGUUAUUGAAGCAACUGAGGAUUUUGACAUCAAAUAUUGCAUUGGCACCGGUGGGUAUGGUAGUGUUUAUAGAGCACGAUUGCCAAGUGGCCAAGUAGUUGCUUUAAAGAAACUACAUCAAAGGGAAGCAGAGGAGCCAGCCUUUGAUAAGAGUUUCAGAAAUGAGGUUAAGAUGUUGACAGAAUUACGACAUAGAAACAUUGUGAAGCUUCAUGGAUUUUGCCUGCAUAGGAGAUGCAUGUUUUUGAUCUACGAAUACAUGGAAAGAGGAAGCUUGUUUUGUGUGCUUAGAAAUGAUGAUGAAGCUGUGGAUCUGGAUUGGAACCUAAGAGUGAAUGUCAUAAAAUACAUAGCACAUGCUUUGUCUUACCUUCACCAUGAUUGCAUCCCACCCAUCAUUCAUCGAGACAUAUCAAGCAACAACAUUUUAUUGAACUCGAAACAGGAGGCUUUUGUUGCUGAUUUUGGAAAUUCUAGAUUUUUGGAUCUUGAUUCAUCCAAUUACACUGUACUUGCUGGCACCUAUGGUUAUAUUGCCCCAGAGCUUGCCUAUACAAUUGUUGUGACGGAGAAGUGUGAUGUUUAUAGCUUUGGAGUUGUGGCAUUAGAAGUAUUGAUGGGAAGACAUCCUGGGGAACUAUUAACAUCAUUGUCAUCAUCACCAUCUUCUUUGCAAAAUGUGAUGCUAAGUGACAUAUUAGAUACACGUCUAUCACCUCCAAGAAGCAGAAAUCUUAUGAAGAAUAUUUUGGUUGCUACUACACUUGCAUUGGCUUGCUUGCGCGGGAAACCCAAGUCUAGGCCAACAAUGAAAUUUGUGUCUCAACAGUUUGUUGCUUGCCAAACACCACUCGAGAAGCCUUUUCCAUCUAUUUCUCUAUUGGAACUUGUGAAUAGUGAAUUGAAGAUGGAAAAUGAAAUAGAAUCUCUACCAAAACUUUCAAGUCAUCCGGCCAAAUAUCAUGAUUCGUCCUCAAACGAAAUCCUUGAUGUAUAAUUUUGAGAAUCAAAUGGCUACCUUGUUUUGACGAGAGAUUGUCAAUAAAAACAACUUGUUCCUCCUUUAGUUAAUAAAUAGAGUACCCUACAU
Rubroshorea leprosula is the source of this 1590-nucleotide messenger RNA. The record is from the annotation of a GenBank genome assembly. NCBI's taxonomy places the organism in Eukaryota, Viridiplantae, Streptophyta, Magnoliopsida, Malvales, Dipterocarpaceae.